AUGUCUUCAUUACGAUACCUAAUUGCGUCUUUUGGCAUCGCCGUCGCGCUACAGUAUGCGCCCGGCCAGUAUCCAUUCCAUGCUUCUCAGCAUCAGCUUGGGGACAGACCCGUGCUGAGCGGAGAGUAUGUCUGCGAACACCCGCCGUACAAAGUCCUCAUGGUCUCCCAGUCUCCCCUGGUCAUCUACAUACAAAACUUCCUCACCACCGACGAGCGUGCUCACUUGCAGAGAAUAACAAAAGACACCUUUACCCGCAGCGGAGUCACCUCCAACAACAACCACAACAACAAAGACAAAUCAAGCACCACAAACAACCACAACAGCGCCCUCCGCACCUCGCAAUCCACGACCCUCCCGCCAUCAGACCCAAUCGUGGCCUGCAUCGAGACGCGCGCACUGCUGUUCCAGGGCUACGACACGCCCCGCUCACACCUCGAGCCGCUGCAGCUGGUCAAGUAUGCGCCGACGGAGCACUACCACUUCCACACCGACUGGUUCACGUCGCCCGGCAGUGAGGGGAACAACCGGGUGACGUCCUUCUUUGCCUACGUGCACGUGGCCAACGGCACUACGGGAGGGGGGACAAACUUCCCGCGGCUUGGUGAAGUACCCGCGGAGGGGAGGUGGUGUGAUGAGGGUAUACUUGACUGUGAUGCGGAAUGGGAGAAGGGGGUUACUUUUCGUCCGGUUGAGGGGAAUGCUGUGUUUUGGGUCAACCUGUUGCCGCCGGAUGGAAAGGGGGGGAGGGUGGGUGAUGAACGGACGUUGCACGCUGGACUGCCUGUUACCGGAGGGGGCAAGAUUGGGUUGAAUAUCUGGACGAGGGAAGGCCCAGUUGCGGAGAGGACCGGUUUGUGA
Molecule: messenger RNA, 861 nt
Organism: Canariomyces notabilis
Lineage: Eukaryota; Fungi; Ascomycota; Sordariomycetes; Sordariales; Chaetomiaceae
Exons: 2
Coding region: 1-861 (286 amino acids)
Biological process (GO): peptidyl-proline hydroxylation to 4-hydroxy-L-proline
Cellular component (GO): endoplasmic reticulum
Molecular function (GO): iron ion binding; procollagen-proline 4-dioxygenase activity; L-ascorbic acid binding
Source: RefSeq, a predicted model, not a curated record